Molecule: messenger RNA, 1591 nt
Organism: Xenia sp. Carnegie-2017
Lineage: Eukaryota; Metazoa; Cnidaria; Anthozoa; Malacalcyonacea; Xeniidae
Product: xaa-Arg dipeptidase-like
Exons: 3
Coding region: 29-1246 (405 amino acids)
Molecular function (GO): dipeptidase activity
Source: RefSeq, a predicted model, not a curated record
ACAAACUGUGCAUAACAAUAAUCAACUCAUGAUUGUCACAAUGGUUGACACAAGCAAACUGCAAAAAAUCGCCUGUGAAAGUAUCGAAAAUGCAUCAGGAGAACUUCAUAAGCUCUCACAGGAAAUAUGGAAUCAUCCUGAAACGUGUUACGAAGAAAAAUUUGCCCAUAAAUAUCUCACGGAUUUUCUGAAAGAAAAGGGAUUUAAAGUACAACCUGAUAUUGGAGAUUUAGGAACAGCAUUCAGGGCAGAGUACAAUUGCGAUGUAAAAGGACCUCGCGUUGGUGUGAUUUGUGAAUAUGAUGCUUUACCCGAAAUUAAUCAUGCAUGUGGACAUAAUCUGAUUGCUGAAGCUGGUGUAGCAGCAGCCUUGGGUAUAAAAGCAGCAAUCAAUGCAACAAGCAACACUUUGGGUGGACUUGUUGUGCUGGGAACUCCUGCUGAGGAAGGUGGUGGAGGAAAAAUAUUUAUGAUCAACGAAGGAUGCUUUGCUGACAUUGACUUCUGUAUGAUGGUUCAUCCAACAGCCUUUAAUUCAGCGGCGCCUUUGGUUCUUGGCUGUCAUCAUCUUGACAUCACAUAUACUGGUCAUUCAGCACAUGCAGCUGCAUUUCCAUGGGAAGGAAUAAAUGCUUUAGAUGCAGGUGUUGCAUGUUACACAUCAUUGAGCAUGAUGCGUCAACAAAUGAAACCAACAUGGCGUGUACAUGGAGUCUUUAAACAUGGUGGAGUAAAGCCAAACAUUAUUCCAGAGAAAUGUGUGCUUAAAUAUUACUUUCGAGCUCCCAAUAACAAUGAACUUGAUGAUUUGUUAUUGAAAGCAAAAGGAUGCUGGGAAGGAGCUGCACAAGCCACUGGAUGUUCAGUGAAGAUCCAAUCUUAUAAUUUUGGCAAAAAAGAGGAAUUUUAUUGUGCUAUGAAGCAUAAUAAAAUUUUAUCAAAUCUUUAUCAACAACAUGCAGAAUCUUUUGGGAUAAAAUUUCUUCCUAACGGGAUUGCCGAAGCCACACUCCUUGGUUCAACAGACAUGGCAAAUGUUUCUCUUGUGACGCCAUCAAUUCAUCCUGCAUUUACUAUAAAUACCUCUGCAGCUAUACAUACACGAGAGUUCAAUAAAGCUGCAGGUAGUCCAGAAGCUCAAUCUUAUACACGGAUAGCGGGUAAGUCAAUGGCUAUGACUAGCAUAGAUGUUAUGGCCAAACCAGAGUUGAUGGAAGCUGUAGUUGCUGAAUUUAACCAGGUUUAAUAAACAAGAUGAUGCCUAGGAUAAAUCCUCAUAAUUAUUUUAAUAUAAUAAAUAUAGUCAAUUGAAAGGUGUGCAUCACCUAACAAUUAUAAAAAUCCAUAACUUUCAUAAGUUAUUAUUUUAAUCAAAUUAUAUAUUUAUUCAAUUCUGAUGGUUAGUAAUAGGUAUUGAAUAAUUAGCAUUACCAGAAUACUAUCACAAUGAUAAUAUUAUAGAAUAGUACCAAAAUAACACAACCAUAAUAAUAAGUAACAGGAUUGUACUACAAUAAAACCAAAUACUUGUUUUUUGUAGCAUGAAUGGAAAAGAAUACAAAAUGAAUAUAAUUUUGAUAAAUUGGUUGCA